AUGGCCACAGGAAAGCUGAAACUCACAUUCAUAGCCAACGAUUCUCAAAGAAAAACAGUAUGCAAGAAAAGGAAGCAGUCACUGCUGAAGAAAACGGAGGAACUCAGCACCCUUUGUGGCAUUGAAGCAUGUGCUAUAGUUUAUGGCCCCAAUGAUCAUCGGCCAGAGAUCUGGCCAUCUGAAUCGGGUGUCAAAAAUGUACUGGGAAAGUUCAUGAACAAGCCACAAUGGGAGCAAAGCAAAAAGAUGAUGAACCAAGAGAGUUUCAUUGCACAAAGUAUCAUGAAGAGUAAAGACAAGUUACAGAAAGUUGUGAAGGAAAACAAGGAGAUUGAAAUGUCCUUGUUCAUGGCUCAGUGCUUUCAGACAGGUAUGUUUCAGCCUGAUAUCAAUAUGACCGCAGCUGAUAUGAAUGUUCUUUCAUCGGAGAUUUAA
Messenger RNA from Glycine soja, 435 nucleotides. Its product is annotated as agamous-like MADS-box protein AGL80. Bases 1 to 435 code for a protein of 144 amino acids. Gene Ontology annotation, molecular function: RNA polymerase II cis-regulatory region sequence-specific DNA binding; DNA-binding transcription factor activity, RNA polymerase II-specific; protein dimerization activity. NCBI's taxonomy places the organism in Eukaryota, Viridiplantae, Streptophyta, Magnoliopsida, Fabales, Fabaceae. The record is from RefSeq and is a predicted model, not a curated record. The transcript has a single exon. Gene Ontology annotation, biological process: positive regulation of transcription by RNA polymerase II.